UGGAUUGAGAACGAGGCAAGUAGGUGGUUCAGAUGAAAUACAGCUGCGGAUUGGUCCGAUGCAUGGAGACCUAGAUGACGACAUCACAGGUCUUCGCAACCAAGUAAAACAGCUCAGAAAUGUAGCACAAGAAAUUGAGUCAGAAGCAAAGUAUCAGAAUGAUUUUAUUAACCAACUGCAAAUGACAUUGAUCAAAGCUCAAGCAGGAGUAAAGAACAACAUGAGACGGUUGAACAGGAGUAUCAUCUCGGAAGGAUCAAAGCAUGUGAUGCAUGUGGUUCUUUUUGCACUAUUUUGCUUCUUUGUGAUAUAUUGGUUGGCGAAGAUUUCCCGGAAAUAAGGGCAACCUUAUCUUUCUAUGCUGGUUUACCGUUUCUGGCUGAGGUUCUGAUGAAGACACAGAAUCUAUUCAAGCCAUCAAACAAAUGCUAAGCAGUGGAAGAUUUUUGGUGGUUGGGGGAGCAAGGGUGCAACUGUAGAAACUCUGAAACAUUAGUCUUAUGUAAAGUUUCCUAAUCUGUAGAAGCACUGCAGGUUGCUAUUAGUUUAUCCUUUUUCUUUUCAUUUUAUUUUUCUUUGUAAUACUUGCUAUAUGACAAGGGCCAUUGUGUGCUUAUCUAAGAAACAUGUGAUUAU
Lycium ferocissimum is the source of this 636-nucleotide messenger RNA. RefSeq names its product bet1-like protein At4g14600. The record is from RefSeq and is a predicted model, not a curated record. Bases 59 to 340 code for a protein of 93 amino acids. The transcript has 3 exons. NCBI's taxonomy places the organism in Eukaryota, Viridiplantae, Streptophyta, Magnoliopsida, Solanales, Solanaceae.